Moesziomyces antarcticus is the source of this 1776-nucleotide messenger RNA. RefSeq names its product eukaryotic translation initiation factor 2B beta subunit. Gene Ontology annotation, cellular component: eukaryotic translation initiation factor 2B complex. The transcript has a single exon. The coding region runs from base 1 to 1776 and encodes 591 amino acids. NCBI's taxonomy places the organism in Eukaryota, Fungi, Basidiomycota, Ustilaginomycetes, Ustilaginales, Ustilaginaceae. Gene Ontology annotation, molecular function: guanyl-nucleotide exchange factor activity; translation initiation factor activity. Gene Ontology annotation, biological process: translational initiation. The record is from RefSeq and is a predicted model, not a curated record.
AUGACAGCCUCUACGAAUCUGUCCGGAGCCGGGCUGCCGACGCCCAAGCUUACGCACCAUGCGCCGUUCGAGACGAUCAUCAAGGAAAAGUCGUCGCAGAAGCUGCUGAUCGCGCUGUCGCUGCGGCUGCGACGAGGCCAGAUCACGGGGCCCGAGGCGGUGUCCGAGGCGACGGCCAAGACGCUGCGUAGCGUCGUGUCGUCGGCCAAGUACUCGUCCAUGCAGGAGCUCAUCGACAUCAUCAAGGCUGCCGGACGCCAUCUGCAGCUCUCGCAGCCCGCCGAACAGUCGAUCGGCAACAUCACGAGGCGCAUCGUGCAUCUGCUGCGCGAAGAGGCCAAAGCAGCGCUCAUCGAGGCACGCGAGAAGGAGCUCGAAAGCGGACGCGGCAGUGGCUCGGGUAGUGGCAUCAACAGCUUGAGCAACUCCAUCUCGGAUCUGCAUCUGGCGAGCGCGUUCGGAGCGCCAGUGCCUGGUCAUUCGGCGGCCGCUUCGGGAUCGCACUCUUCCGGCCCCAUCGUUCAGUCGCCAGGCGCGCGCCUCAACCGCAGUCUGGGUGGAAGCACUUUGCACUCGCAGUUCCCCUCGUCGUCGUCCUCGGCCGGUGUGGGCUCGCAUUCGUUGACGCGGCCCGGUCCGCAUCCGCUGCGCGGCGGAUCCGAGUCGGGACCCGCGAGCUCGGGCUCGUCGGCCUUUGUGCACGGCAGCUUCUCCAUCUCGGAUCUGGUGGCUGCGGGCGCUAUGGCCGCUUCGAGCAGCAGCAGCCUCGCGCACACGCCCGCCGACGGCAGCUACGCCUCCACGCCGCACGCAUCGCUUUCGCGCAAGGGCUCCGGCGUGUUCGACUCGAGCUUCUCGCAGCUCCAGCAGCACAUGUCGACGGUCAGCUUGGCUGAGGAUGCCGCCGGUGAGGCUGAGGCGGAAGAGGCCGAAUCCAGGUCGCGAAGAUCCACGCUUCGCGCCGGGGACGAUGAGACCGAGUCCGAGUCGGACGAGGAUGACGAGGACGAUGAUGAUGAGGACGACGACGAGAGCGACGAGGGAGACGCGCAGCUGAUCACGGGCAAGAAGUCGGCGGGCGCGUACUUUUUGAAGCCGCUCCUGAUCCAGGCGAUCCAGGACCUGAUCGACGAGCUGGAGACAGUGGAUGACAACAUUGCAAAAGUGUCGCGCGAUCACAUUCAUUCUGGCGAGGUGAUUCUUACGCUGGGAGCGUCUGCGACGGUGCAGAGCUUCUUCCUUGCUGCUGCCAAGGACCGCAAGUUUACGGUGAUUGUGCCGGAGACGGCGCCUUCGUAUGCGGGGCACGAUCUGGCGCGCGCGUUGAGUCAGGCGGGGAUUUCGGUACUGCUGAUUCCGGACAGUUCGAUCUUUGGCGUGAUGCCGCGCGUGUCCAAGGUGGUGCUUGGUGCGCAUGCUGUUUUGGCCAACGGCGGAUUGAUGGCGCACUCGGGCGCGUUUGCCACCGCGCUGGCGGCACGACAACACUCGACGCCCGUGGUGAUCACAACGGGUGUGUACAAGAUCUGCCCCGAGUGGUCCGAGAUCCAGACGUUUUCCAACGCCGCAUCCGUGGGCGCACUCGGUCCAGCAGCUCUCAUGCACUAUGCAACCAGCACCAGCAUCGUUGAGAACACCGAAAUCGCUUCAAACGCCCUCGACUACGUCCCGCCGCAUCUGGUGGAUGUCUUUAUCACAAACGUCGGCGAACAUCCGCCCUCGUACGUCUACAGACUCGUCAAGGAAAACUACCACGCCGACGACAUUGUGCUGUGA